AUGUUUAAAAGCAAAAUGAUUUGGUUAUCAUUUAUUGUGUGGCUUGUAGUAGUAGGAAAGUCAAUAGGAUUCUGUCCAUCAUUAUGUUCAUGCAAAGGUACAAAAGUGGGUGAUGGUGAACCUCAACCUGAAGAGCCCUUAAAGUUAAGAUGUGGAGGAAGUCCAACACAAAUAACUGAACUGAAAGAGAUAGAUCUUACUAAACUACUGGCAGUUGUUGUCAGCUUAAACUUAUCAGGCAAUGCAAUAACAACACUCUCCCGAGAACUUAAUUUACCAAAGUUACAAAAACUAGACUUAAGUAAGAAUCAAGUUAAUUUGAUAGAAUCUGAUGCAUUCUACAACAUGACAUCAAUACAAAGACUGGAUUUAUCGCACAAUCAAAUAAGAAAUGUCUAUAAAGAAAUGUUUAAGGGUCUCAUUAACUUGGAAAGAUUGAAUUUAUCACAUAAUUAUAUCUCUGUGCUUAACACAGGCACAUUUGACUAUCUUGUUGGUUUGAAACAAAUCGACAUAACAGAAAAUCCAUUGAAUUGUGAUUGUAACCUUUUAUGGUUUGGUGACUGGAUAAGGAAUACAAGUGUAAGGCCAGUGGGUGGCCCCAAAUGUGCAUUUCCAGAAAAUAUGGCUGACAAGCUAGUCAAAAAACUAAAAAUCUUUCUCGAUCUUUCUGCAUGCGGUAGUGUCUUACCAGCAAACAAUCUAAUUGUAAGACCAUCACAUGAUCAAGUGGUGUUUGAGGGUGAUACACUAAGUUUGACAUGUAGUGCACCAUUUGCAUCUGUUAUUGCAAAAUAUGAGUUAAACUGGGUGCAUUCUAUGCAAGAAUGCUGUGCUGAUGUGAACAUAACGAGUACAGAUAUGCAAGAAGAAGGAUUGGCGGAAACAACAGUAUUCUUUCCAUGUGUUUCAAACCACCAUGCUGGGAAUUGGACUUGCUCAUACUGUGACCAGAAUCAUAUUAAGCAUAACUAUACAAUUCAGCUCAUUGUCUUAUCAAACUAUACACAAUACUGUCCUACAGAUACUACAACAGGGAACAAAGGGUUGUAUUCUUGGCCCCAGCUGUUAUUGAACCAUACAGCAUCUGUACCGUGCCAGAGUGGUGAUGGAUUAGCAUAUAGACAUUGCUAUGCGAAUGUGACGUGGGGUCAAGCUAAUACCACAGAAUGUUCAUACAUAAGUAAUAUAACCAAGUUGUUGCAGCAAUUUGCCUUAUUAAAUGUUAGCUUGGUACAAUUUUCUGCAAUAAAUGCUACUGAAAGACUGGCCAUGUUGAUUGAAGAGAAGACAUAUCCGUUAGCAGAAAUUUCAGAUGCUGAUGAUGUUAUGUUUAUUGCCGCUGCUAUUAGAAAUUAUAUGCAGUACAUAGGAGAAGAGAAGGAUUUAGGUUCAGCUUUACUGGAAGUGAUAGAAGCGGCUAUGAAUAUAUCAACUCCAGUGAUGUCCCAAGCGGAAGUUACGCAUGGUGCGUGCACCGACAUGGUGAGAGCUGCUGAAGAAAUAUCCACACAUACAGACAAUGUUCAAGGACACAAGAAAAAGAUGGCGGUGGAGCGUUUUCCCGCUCGUGAAGGUUUUAGUGGAGUGACGUGUGUGUGGUACAGCGGGAUGACGGAUAGGAGGCUUCACUGCUCGACAACUAAUAGGACUGUGGCGCCAUUACUCACCGUCACUGAUGCACUUAUACACGCUAGUGUACAGAUUCCCCAAUCACUGCUGUACAGCACGACAGAUUCGGGUGUACUUUUGCAAAGUCAACCCCAAGAACUAGUUGUAUCUUUCUACGAGGAUGCCUCCUUGUUCCCGCUACUUCCAAGUAUGGAUGAAGGAAACAUCAGGGGUCACAGGUCAAAGGACUACUAUGGCCGAAGUACUAAACGCGAGGAUAUGAAUAUGGAAAUUACAUCACCGGUGGUUGGAUUUCAAUUGGAUAAGGUGUCUGUCCGCGGUGAGCUUCUAGAGCCCAUAAUAAUAACAGUACGUCUAUCGUGUGGUGGUGGCGUUGAAGCUCGUGCUGCUGUAUGGGAACACACCACGAGGCGGUGGACUGAUAAUACUACCGACUGUCGCAUAUCGCACGUUGUAUCAGAAAUGAUAAUCAUCAGUUGUAAUCGCUUAGCGUACGUUGGGUUGCUUCAAAAUGUCGAAACGGGCAUAUACGGGGCUCGCACCGACGGAGCUCGCUUCAAAGUCUCUCAUCCGGCUGUGUACGUCGGGAGCCUUAUUCUCAUCGGCUGCGUCAGCUGUGCCACACUCACGUACAUAAUGUGUCACGCCAGUAUACAGAUGCCCAAAAAGUCUAAACACGCGCUAAUAAACACCUGGAUUGCGAUAGGGUUGCUAUGUUUCUUGUACACUUUAGGCAUCUACCAGACCGAGGACGUCAAGCUUUGCCAGGUUUUGGGCCUUUUGAUCCAUUAUCUAUCUUUGUGCUGCCUUCUUUGGAUGUGUGUGUCGGCUAGUAACAUGUACAAGUGGGUCACGAAAACCCACGGCCCGGUCAGAACUCCGGAAGACGAAAUACCCUCGGAUAUACCAGUGCAAAAGCCGAUUUUAGGCCUGUAUUUAGUCGGGUGGGGCAUAGCCCUGAUCGUUUGUGGAAUAUCUGGGGCAGUCAAUUUGAAAGAUUAUGCUGGAUAUUCUCAAUGUUUCUUGAGCACCGCUCCGGCGCUGAGCGCUCUGUUCAUACCGGGGGUGAUUUUACUCAUGAUUUUGUCCAUUCUAUUUCUCCUCAUACGAUGUACUAUAAGGAACACGAAUGUUCAGUUGUCGGAAGGCACUCAGGCCACAGAGAAUGUCGAUUUAGAAAUGUGGGACCCAAAUCAGGCAAAUGAGGCGGAUAUGCGAAGUAUCAAAUCGGGCGUUGAUUCUGAGACAGAAGAUGUGGAACAUACACCCAUAAUUCAGUUACGAGCGCAAGUUAUUGUGCUGUGCCUAUAUAUUGCAGUAUGGACGUGUGGGGGAGUUGCUGUCUAUAGGCCGUUACCAGCAUAUUUACCUUACCAAGAGGACAUUUGCAGUAUCGUUUACGCUGUUUGUGCGACCAUAUUAGGAACGUUUAUUCUUUUCUUCUACGGCAUAGCUCGCAGUGACGUCAGAGCGCAGUGGUCGCUAAUGCAUUGCUACCUGCAGUCGAGUAAACAGUGCUGCAGGAAUAGAAGCGUCUUUGAUGCAAAUCAGAGAAAUAUAUCUGCGAAUCCUAACAAUGCUCAGGUUACGCAAAUAUCGGGCGAUAAUAGAUCCAGAUCGGGCAGCCGAAGCUCUAACCGAACAAACUCCAAAACAAACAACAGUGGCACCUUCAAGGCUGGCGCGGAACUCAAUGGACAAACUUUACAAAAAGAUGCUUCUAAAAAUAUAAACGGAAAAACCCCGAAUAUAAAUCUUGUCGUCUUACACAGACAGCAGUACAGAUCUAACAAUUCAAUGAUGACGUAUCCAGAUAGUAGCAACUUCAUCCCUGAGAUGUUUUAUAACCCGAAUCAGAUCAAUGUCGCAAAGAAGUUCUUUAAGAAACAAAGACAACAUAUGAAGAGGAAUUGCUUAGAAUUACCCAUAAAAAGAAAUUACGAUGAAGAUUCGCAUAUUUCAUUACCAUUACCAUCGAAGGACCCGUACAGUGGACUUACUAAUAUGAUGAAAUCAGGAACGAAAGUUAAUAACACAAAUAUUCAUGUAGACAAACCUAAUGGAACCAAAGACAUACGAAAUACAAUGAAUCCUAACUUGUUGGAGCAGGAGUCAAAAGAUUUGAAAAAUUAUUCAACAGUAAACAAGCCUUGGAAUAGGAACGAUGAUCCAAAGUCUGGAAGAGAUCAGAUCAUGAAUAUUUACACGAAUGUGCCAGAAACUCAAGUGCCUCAGCAUCAAGUUGUAAAGUCUAAUGUUCAAAAACCAUUAAAUGGACAAAGAAAUAGUGUGUCAGAGGAAUGUCUCCAAAGUCACGCUAGCGAACAUCCCGAGAUGCGUACAAUAUCGCAACAAUGUAGUUUAGAAUAUAGUUCAGCAUCAGAAAUGGCGAUGCCGCACACUUGCUCUGACCAAACCAUCAAUACACAUUCAGAAAUGACCUCUCUCCAAGAAACUCAUAGUGCCUUAUGUUCUACAAAUGAAAUAACCGACACAGAAAGCUUCGGACAAUAUAUUGAUUAUUUACAGCCUGCGAAGAACCAAGAUAAUAAAGAAGCCCUGGACAAAUCAUUACAGGAUAUCUCAGAAGAGUGUACAAUGAAUAGUGAUGAAAUAAAUCGCUCCAGUACGCCGCAAACUUUAGACGCGAUUGGAGAAAUGGACAAUUUACUACAAAAUCCAGACAACGAUCUCGACGGGUCCAAAGAGAAACUCGAAGAUGGCGGCAAGGAAGAAUAUUUUAUGGCGAAAAACACGUAUGACUUUGAGACCUGCAGCACUAAUGCGAGUGAGCAAGGGUUUGAAAAUGAGAGUGAUAUAUACUGUCCGAACUAUCAAGUGUCGGAAGUGAGUAUACGCAGUCAUGGUCUAUACGCACCGUCGCCAUCUUCUAUGUGCCCCAACGAGAUCAGCUUUAGCAACGAAGACGUGUCUACGAUGGAAAAUCAGUACGUGAACUAUGACCCAGGCUGGCGUAGAACGAUAAAGAACAAUCCAAAGUUGGGCAAAUACGUUCCAACGCCAGCGCUAAGUUGUCCAGAAGUCAAUCGAGAGAGCCCUGUGUCGUUUUCCAGUGAUUUAGAUGAACUUUACACGCAGAUUACUAGUAGGGACAAAGAGCGGGUGGCGAGGAAGGAGCAACUCGAUGUGACAGUUAACAGUGACGUGACACUUAAACCUGACAGUGACAGUUGCGUUAGCGAAGCGGUGUCAGAUGUCGAGUGUCGAAAAGGGGAGACUACUGUGUAA
Molecule: messenger RNA, 4881 nt
Organism: Pieris macdunnoughi
Lineage: Eukaryota; Metazoa; Arthropoda; Insecta; Lepidoptera; Pieridae
Source: the annotation of a GenBank genome assembly